Messenger RNA from Vitrella brassicaformis, 1372 nucleotides. Lineage: Eukaryota; Vitrellaceae. The record is from the annotation of a GenBank genome assembly.
GGCAGAGAACCAUAAAAGGGCGAAGGUACAAGUGACGACAUCUUUCUUCUUUCUCAAGCAGGGAGUCGGUUGGUUUCCCUCCCUCCCUCAGGCCUGCCGUCGCUUCUAUGGGCUGUGCCGCCUACCACCCAUGCUCCCGCUGUGCUAUGAUAUCCAUCCUUCUGGCCUGUGAGCUGGUCCUCUUGCCGCUGACCGGAUCAUUCUGGCGUGAGGCCGAAUCAGCACACGCUAGCUAUGGCCAGUGGAGCUAUGGAAGGAUCGUAGUGAAGCAGCGCAUGGGUCUUCAAUUCUACACGGUGACCGUGGUGGUGCACAGGUGCAGUUCUGACGUUACGGCCUGCUUUGCACGGAAUGGUGUUCACUGCCGUGACAAGAGCGUCCAAGCGCCUCCAUUCGGCGACUCGGAGGUGGCCUUUGAGCAGUGCCACAUGGUGCUAUCGGAGGUAUCUGCCUUCAGCUCGUUCUGCUCGUCCUGGUCGUCUUACGGCCGUCUGCGUGACAAGGCGGCGGAGCGGGAUGACCACAAGAUGAAGGCGGCCUGGGACAAGAUGAAGUGGGCUGGCAUCCUUGUCUACUGGGCAUCGAGUGCGGCAUUCGCAUUGGCUGCAGCUGGGCUAGUAUGUGAAUGCCGCAAGCCGACCAAUCUGGCGACCGGCACCAUGAUAUCUGCGGCCUUUGUCUUGGUGCUUCUCGGUGGGGUUCUUUGGCGCGAUUGGCCUGGACACGACCUCUGCUUUGGAAACGGCGACAUGCACGGCGCCGAGUGCUCUUUGGGGUUCGCAGCGACAUGGUUUGGCAGGUCCUUCUACCUGUUCUCUUUCGGCGUGUUUCUCUAUUGGGGUGCCUUGGCGAAAGACACGCUGUCGAAGAGGAGGUCUUCCCUGCCGCCGCCUGUCCCAUUUCCGCAGCCUCCAGCUCAUCCACUGCCGGCUGUUGUGGGCAAUGUCACAAAGGACUCGACGGGGGGAGAUUGGGAAGGCGACAGCUGACACUGACACGUGAUGCGAUCGAUGUGUAUACCAAGACGGCCGGUUGACCAGCCAGUAUGUAGAUAGAUAGAUACGAUAGAUACGUGUUUGUUUGAUGAAUGAAGCUGUCUGUCUGUAUUUGGUCAAGAUGAGGGACUGCACUCGUGUCGUCUUGCCUGGUUGAUGGAUUGAUCGGCACAAUGUAGACUACUCUUUCGUCGGUCGUACGGCUGUGUUGCUGUCGCUCUCUCGCUGUGUGAUUUUUUGCGUCGUUUGGCUGCCUGCCUUGGCACAUACAUAGACAACGUGACCAUGCCUUUGUUUCGUAAGGAUGUGGCGUGAGGGACAAGGAAAAGCCCAUAUGCAUCGGCUGAAGGAUACACGCAUUGAGCUCGUCAAGCAGG